UUGUAAAUGGAAUGGAAACUUUAGCUAGUGUAAAAACUUUAGCUAGCGUGACCCUUUGGGAGCCGGAAGUGCAGCUGAGGCUCGGACUCCUUCCCGUGCGAGAGUGCCUGUGAGCGCGCGUGGAGUACCUCGUCAGGCGUCGCCGCGCUGCUCCUCGUAGGAAGGGCCACUCUUCCCGCUCGCCACGGUGACCACCCGGCUCCAUUCCGCAGAGCUGCCCUGCUGGCGGCGAUUUCUUUAGCUGCUGACCCGGUGCGCACUCGAGGACAGAGAGGCGGCUCUGGUGGAGCGGGCCUUCCUCCCGCGGCGGCUUCCCGCCUUCCCUCCUAAGUCCUGUCCGGAGCCCGAGAAGGGCUUGCAACACCUCCGCUGCCCGCGCCCGCCGCGAGGCCGACCCGCCUUGGGAGGGACUCUGUGGGGCAGGAGGAGUCCGCGUGCGGCAGGCGUGGGCGCUGCUGGGCUCCAGCACUCUCUCCCGGCCCGGCCCGCGCCGUCUGUGAGCGGCUGCUGGUGGGAGUCGCAUCCCAGCGACGCCCGGAGGCCCCCAGAUGACCCCCGUGACGGAGCUGCCUGGGGUGCGAUGUGGGCGGCGGACGAGGUGGCCGCCCUGUGCUACGGCCACUACCACACGCGGCUGCCUCGGCGAGGGAAGCCGGCCGCGGGGGCGCGCGAGUGGACGCUACUGGCGGCUGUGCUGAAGGUGGAGCGCUGGGCUGAGCCGGGCGGCGGCGGGCCAGCGCUUAAGGAAGUUGUUGCCAUGGGAACUGGUACAAAAUGCAUUGGGCAGUCAGAAAUGAGGAAGACUGGAGACAUUGUCAAUGACAGUCAUGCCGAAGUGGUGGCCAAGAGGAGCUUCCAGAGGUACCUCCUUCACCAGCUGUGGCUGGCUGCUGUGUGCCAAGAGCCCAGCAUCUUCCACCCAGGAACCAAGGAAGGGAAGUGGAUUCUCAAACCACAUGUCAGCUUUAUUUUUUUCUGCAGCCACACGCCUUGUGGGGAUGCGUCAAUCAUCCCAGUGAGGGAAGCAGAAGCCCAGCCUUGCCAGCCUCUGAAGCCAACAAAGGCCCCUAAGAGGGGCUUUCACGGUGACUGUGGAAGGGAGACUGAAGGAAUGCUAGCUGUCCAUUCCCCCAAGAGACAGAAAGUGGCCGACAGCCAUUCAGCCCAUGGUGCUGAGCUCCCUGCCGAGGAUGGUGCUGGAGCCAGUGUGGUGGAUGUCCACCGGACUGGGGGCAAGUGUGUCCCCGGAGAGGCAGGGGACUCCCACCGGCCUGGUGGUGACUUCCACGCCGUGGGGCUUCUACAGGUCAAGCCAGGCUGUGGGGCCCAGACGGCCUCCAUGUCGUGCAGCGAUAAGCUGGCACGCUGGAACGUCCUUGGCUGCCAGGGUGCUCUCCUAAUGCAUCUUCUCCAGCAGCCCAUCUGCUUGUCAGCCGUGGUCGUGGGCCGUUGUCCCUACAGCAAGGAGGCCCUGCAGAGGGCCAUUGUUGCAAGGUGUUGGCCUGUCUUGGGUUUGCCAGACGGUUUCUGGGCUCAAGAGGUGGAAACCCUGCAGUCCCAGCUGCUCUUCGUCCACAGCCGCGAAGCAGUUGAGGCCAGCCAUGCUCUGGGUCAAGGGAAGGUGGUGCCGUGUGGUGCAGCUAUCAGCUGGAGUGCUGUUCCGGAGCACCCACUAGAUGUCAUUUCACGUGGCUUCAAGCAGGGGACAACCAAGAAAGCAUUUGGGAGUCCAAAGUCCAGGUCUUGGAUCUGCAAGGUGGAACUCUUCCAGGCAUUCCUGAAGCUGGUGAGAAGCAUCCCACAAGAGAAUCUGCCAGAAACUCUCAGAGCGAAGAGAUUACAGACUUACUGGGAAUACAAGGAAGCUGCUGCCAGUUACCAAGAAGCCUGGAAGGUCCUGCGCAGCCAGACCUUGAGCUCCUGGGUGAGGAAUAGUUGCAGUUACCUGCACUUCAUGUGAGAGUGGGCGGAGCUGUGCCGACACCUGGCUCAGGUCAGGAGCAAGACUGCCUUGCCUGGGAGGGUCACACAUUACUGGUCCUGCUGUGAGUAUCGGGCAAAGAGCUGCUGUGCCAGCAGCAACAGCUGUGGGUUUACUGGCAAGAUGACAACUUUCGGCUUUUGGAACGUCUCUUGACACCACCAAGGCUCAGAUACACGGCCACCCGUCACAUCUUCACCAAAUGGCUUGCCAAAACUCUAGGUGGCAAGUAUCUAGAGCUGUUUGGGGCCUUCUCCCAGGCAUUUUAAUCAUUUAACACUAUAACAUCUCAUUUUUAACAUUUUAAUAUUUUUGGCAUUUUAGUAUGCUAGUUUUUUAACAUUUUAGUAUUUUUGUGUGUUUGAAUUGUCUAAUAGGUGGUUUUAAUUGUAUAUUGAUGUCUUAUUCUGUUGUGAACCGCCCAGAGAGCUUCGGCUAUGGGGCGGUAUAGAAAUUUAAUAAAUAAAUAAAUAAAUAAAUAUGCAUGGCACAGCUAUUAACUCACGACUUCCAUUGUAGUUACACUAUCUUGCCACUCUCCAGAGUGAAAGUCUAGGAACAAUUUUUCUAUGUAUAAAUAAAAG
Rhineura floridana is the source of this 2565-nucleotide messenger RNA. Its product is annotated as tRNA-specific adenosine deaminase 1-like. The record is from RefSeq and is a predicted model, not a curated record. Gene Ontology annotation, biological process: RNA processing. Gene Ontology annotation, molecular function: RNA binding; adenosine deaminase activity. The coding region runs from base 581 to 1960 and encodes 459 amino acids. NCBI's taxonomy places the organism in Eukaryota, Metazoa, Chordata, Lepidosauria, Squamata, Rhineuridae. The transcript is spliced from 2 exons.